Molecule: messenger RNA, 3110 nt
Organism: Pyricularia oryzae 70-15
Lineage: Eukaryota; Fungi; Ascomycota; Sordariomycetes; Magnaporthales; Pyriculariaceae
Product: coatomer subunit gamma
Exons: 5
Coding region: 168-2921 (917 amino acids)
Biological process (GO): intracellular protein transport; intra-Golgi vesicle-mediated transport; endoplasmic reticulum to Golgi vesicle-mediated transport
Cellular component (GO): endoplasmic reticulum; endoplasmic reticulum-Golgi intermediate compartment; COPI vesicle coat
Molecular function (GO): structural molecule activity
Source: RefSeq, a predicted model, not a curated record
GGUCAUCCCUGUGUGGGGUCGAAUUGGCGACGUCGCGAUUAUGGUUUGGGCUUGGUUACCUACCUUAAAACACCACGUUGAAGGUGUUACUUAUCUCCAAAGCAGCACGGCCCGGCGCCCACCACAAUACUUUUGAACCCUUUCUUUCUGUUGUUUAGUUGCCCACCAUGAACUACGGAAAGAAGGACGAGGACGCCGAAAAUGGUCUGGUCAAGGUUGACCGGACCCAGGUCUUUCAAGAAGCCCGACUCUUCAACAGCUCCCCGAUCCAGCCGCGGCAAUGUCGAAUCCUCCUCACCAAGAUCGCCCUUCUUCUCUACACCGGCGAGAAGUUCCCCCAGAAUGAAGCCACGACCCUCUUCUUCGGCAUCUCGAAGCUCUUCCAGAACAAGGAUGCCAGCUUGCGCCAGAUGGUCCACCUCGUCAUCAAGGAGCUGGCCAACUCUGCAGAGGACAUCAUCAUGGUCACGAGUACCAUCAUGAAGGAUACCGGCGGCAGCACCGACAUCAUUUUCCGGCCAAACGCUAUCCGGGCACUGUGCCGUAUUAUCGAUGCGUCGACUGUGCAAUCGAUCGAGCGUGUCAUGAAGACCGCAAUCGUGGACAAGAACCCCUCAGUUUCCUCCGCCGCCCUUGUAUCUUCGUACCACCUCCUUCCCAUUGCUAGGGACGUCGUGAGGAGAUGGCAAAGUGAGACACAGGAGGCCGCUGCCAGCAACAAGUCGUCAGGCGGCUUCUCGCUUGGCUUCUCCUCCGCCUCCAGCUCCAUGCCGGUGAACAACUCGACCAUGUCGCAGUACCACGCCAUCGGUCUGCUCUACCAGAUGCGCAUGCACGACCGCAUGGCCCUUGUCAAGAUGGUUCAGCAGUUUGGCGCCCCAGGUGCAGUUAAGAGCCCCGCGGCCCUCGUCAUGCUUGUCCGUCUCGCCGCUCAGCUCGCAGAGGAGGACCCCCAGCUGCGCCGUCCCAUGAUGCAGUUGCUGGAUGGCUGGUUGAGGCACAAGAGCGAGAUGGUCAACUUCGAGGCUGCCAAGGCCAUCUGCGACAUGCGGGAUGUGACGGACGCCGAGGUGUCCCAGGCAGUGCACGUUCUGCAGCUCUUCCUCACCUCGCCGCGUGCCGUCACCAAGUUCGCUGCUCUGCGCAUUCUCCACAACUUUGCUUCAUUCAAGCCAAAUACCGUCAACGUGUGCAACCCGGACAUUGAGCUUCUCAUCUCCAACAGCAACCGUUCCAUUGCCACUUUUGCCAUCACCACUCUUCUCAAGACGGGCAACGAGGCUAGCGUCGAUAGGCUUAUGAAGCAGAUCACAGGUUUCAUGUCCGAGAUCACAGAUGAGUUCAAGAUCACGAUCGUCGAGGCUAUUCGCACACUCUGCCUCAAAUUCCCCAGCAAGCAGGCCGGUAUGCUGGCCUUCCUGAGCGGCAUCCUGCGGGACGAGGGUGGUUACGAGUUCAAGAGGGCUGUGGUCGAGAGCAUGUUCGACCUCAUCAAGUUUGUGCCCGACUCAAAGGAAGAUGCCCUUGCGCACUUGUGCGAGUUCAUUGAGGACUGCGAGUUCACCAAGCUCGCCGUCCGCAUCCUGCACCUUCUAGGCCUUGAGGGUCCCAAGACGUCUCAGCCGACAAAGUACAUUCGCUACAUCUACAACCGUGUGGUUCUGGAGAAUGCCAUCGUACGUGCUGCUGCUGUCACUGCCCUUGCCAAGUUUGGCGUUGGUCAGAAGGACCCUGAGGUUAAGCGUAGUGUGCACGUGCUGCUCACCCGCUGUCUUGACGACGUCGACGAUGAGGUCAGAGAUCGUGCUGCGUUGAACCUCCGCCUUAUGGACGAGGAGGAUGCCUUGGCCGAGAAGUUUGUCAAGAACGACAGCAUGUUCUCCCUUCCGUACUUUGAGCACCAGCUUGUCAUGUACGUGACUUCGGACGACAAGUCUACAUUCGACUCGCCCUUCGACAUCUCCAAGAUCCCAGUCGUCACCCGAGAGCAGGCCGAUGCAGAGGACAGGACCAAGAAGCUCACGGCCACUACGCCAUCACUGAAGCCCCCGAAGGUCGGCCCGACAAAGGCUGCCCCUACAGGCGCCGAGGCUGCCGCUUCUGCCACAGCGGCUGCGCAGAAGUACGCGCAGGAACUUAUGCAGAUCCCAGAGAUGAAGGAGUUUGGCAGCGUGCUCAAGUCUUCACCGAUUGUGGAGCUCACCGAGGCAGAGACCGAGUACGUUGUCAGCGUCGUCAAGCACAUCUUCAAGGAGCACAUUGUUCUCCAGUUCGAGGUGAAGAACACGCUGCCUUCUACAGUUCUCGAAAACGUGUCCGUGGUUGCUACGCCUUCAGAUGAGGAGGAGCUCGAGGAGCUCUUCAUCAUCGAGGCAGAGAAGCUGCCUACGGAUGAGCCAGGCAAGGUGUACGUCGCAUUCAAGAAGGUUUCUGGCGAGGGUUCAAUGCCCAUCAGCACCUUCUCCAACUCGCUCAAGUUCACCACCAAGGAGAUCGACCCGACAACCAAUGAGCCCGAGGACGAGGGAUACGAAGACGAGUACGAGGUUGCCGAGUUUGACGUAUCAGGCAGCGACUAUGUUAUACCUACAUUUGCUAGCAACUUCAACCACCUGUGGGAGCAGGUUGGUGCUGCUGGAGAGGAAGCAGAGGAGACGUUGCAGUUGAGUGCCAUGAAGAGCAUAGCAGAAGCCACAGAACAGCUGUCCAAGGCGUUGUCACUACAGCCGCUGGAGGGCACGGACGUACCAGUCAAUCAGACGACGCACACCCUCAAGCUGCUCGGAAAGACGGUGAACGGCGGCAGGGUGGUUGCAAACGUGCGGAUGGCAUACUCUUCCAAAUCGGGUGUCACUACAAAGAUCACAGUGCGCAGCGAGGAAGAAGGGGUUGCUGCUUUGGUCAUUGCAUCAGUCGAGUAGAAGAGGUAGUUGUUUUUGUGACGCAUUUUUUAUUACUUCGUUUAGUUGUCACUUUGACAGAAAAGUAACAGCAGGCGUUUUGCUCGUUCCGUUCCAGGUUAUGCAACACUAUAUACAGAGAAAGUCUAAAGUAGAGAACAAUGUUCCGGUAAAGUUUUUGCUUCUUCUUUCUCCUGUCGUAGAUUUAGG